Messenger RNA from Thermothielavioides terrestris NRRL 8126, 628 nucleotides. RefSeq lists its product as uncharacterized. Lineage: Eukaryota; Fungi; Ascomycota; Sordariomycetes; Sordariales; Chaetomiaceae. The record is from RefSeq and is a predicted model, not a curated record. The transcript has a single exon. Bases 85 to 282 code for a protein of 65 amino acids.
CCUCCCGUGAGGGCCCUCACGAAACGAAACGCCCAUAAUCAGCGGGUCCGACACCCUCCAAGAACAGUAGUCAGGGAGCAAGUAAUGUUCCACUCGACCUCUGCGGUCUGUCUUACUGGUAAUGCGCAGUCCGAGGGGCUUGGCAAUCUCGAAACGCCGUCGGACUUUCAUGGUUCAAGGGGUUGGAUGGACCAUACCAAGCCCAACAUCAUCAGGGAACUGCCUGGGGCGUUGGGAUUGAUCUGCGCCACCUGUGCGAUUCUUGCCCGAUUUGAUUCUUGACCUGGCUGCUUACUCCCGAAGCUACCGCAGUCGGGAGUGUCGAGGAGUCUCGAGACAACGCGCUGUCUGAGCUGGAGUACACAAGUGUACGCAGUACAUUUGAGGAGAGCCUUACCGGGUUGCCAGUUAAGGAAGUUAAGUGCCUGGAAACACAGUGCUUGAAACAUUAACGAUCGACUCUCAUGGUGAUUUAACUUCCAGGUUCCUUUUCCCGUUGUGUGUACUUGACUACCUAUCUCAAUAAACUCACAGUAAGCCAAAGCGUCGGGACAGACAUUUGAGAGCAGAUUGCACAGGGCGGCUUGAAAUAGGAAACUUGUUGAGGUGGCUUGGAAGUUUGAAGAGC